AGACGGGCGCGCCCAGCAGUUUCCCGCGACCCAGGAGCAGCAACGUCCCGCACAGCCUGAACCCGCCCGAGUCGAAGAGCCGUCUUUCCUGCCUGCGAUGCCUGCGACCCCGUCCGGCCUGCCGCUCGACGCCGCCUCCCCGGCUCUGACACCCGUCCCCUCAGAGAGCAGCACCUCCACCUAUGUCCACCGCAAGACGCUGCCCAUCAAGCGCGCCGACGCCGAAAUGCUGUCCAGGGAGGACGUCCAGUUCGACCUCCUCCACCACAUCUUCUCGGAUCCCACGAAGGCGUUCGACGACCAGUCCCCAGCGUUCGGCUCGGGCGUGAAAGCUUCGGGCAAAGUCACCUUCGGCGAACUCUAUACCAACAUCCUCUCUCACUCCUUCAAACUCUCCAAGGUCAUCAAGGACAAGAUGGCGGAGACCCCCGCGUUCGCGACCGAGUUUGCCAAGUUUGCAUUCCUCACUAACGUGGGCCGGAUAAACACCACGAUGGCGUUUUUCCCAGAGAUGAAGACGGCGCUAAGGUCUUAUCACCCCGUCCCAUCGCUCCAGAAGACGGACGGGAACGUCCAAGACGCCCCUCGCAUCAAGAACUGCCUGAAAGGCGCCGUGCUCCCGAACGAAGUCAAAGUCUUCCCACCGUCAUCGCCAGCCGAAGUGCUCGAUAAACUCAAAGCAGGACAGAGGCCGCCGACGAGCGUGGUCAACCUCAUCUUCGUCCUCGUCGGUCACGCAGCGUCCCUCGGCCAACAGCACUUUGAGCCAGGCGUCGACGUCGUCGAUCUCUUUCUGCCCAUCAACAUCCCCUCCUCUGCCCGAGCGAGAGCCUUCCUGUGGCUCGUAUACCGAUACCUCGAAGGCCCAGACGCCAUGAACCCGUUCGACGACGACUACUCGCGAUCCAAUCCCGGCAAAGCACCCCAAAUGCCACGCAUCCCCGCCGAAGAGGCCGCCAAAGAGAACGUCGAUCCACCGGAGGAGAUCGAAUGGGGUCGACAAAUGGGCGCCCGCCGGAGCAAGUUCCUCAAAAAGCUCGUCGAGUCCGAGAAGAAGGGCCGGCGGCCCCCGACCCCUCCGCCGCCGCCAGAGACGCCGGCAGCUUAUGUCCCUCCUCCCCCGAAGCCGAGGCACCGUCGUCCGCCCGCCCAUGCACCUGUAAUGUCGAGCCGAAGCGUAUCCUACCAGCCAUACCCAUGGCCGCCGCCGAUGACACCAGGCUCUUCCCAAGCCAGCUUCAUACCUCCAGGACAGGAGCGUACUAUGCUCCAACAGGCUUGGUAUAGCGUCAUAUCCACCGAUCCGUUGAUAGACUCCGACGAGGAGGAGUAUCCAGACGAGCACCAUAGACUUGACUACCAACGAAGGUUGCACAUCUUGUCUCGCUUACGAGGGAAAGCACCCACUCCCGAACCUGAAAUGGGAGCUAUCGCUACCACAUCCGGGAGGUGACUGCGCCAUAGAGAUCGACGCAGGUCCCUUUUCUUCUUCUCUCUUUAGAGUGUAUCUUUUCUUGGGAUGAUCUGGGUAAUCGUGUCUGUAUCUGCUGCUGUCCACGGUGAUAUACGGGGCUUUCCACUCUCCAAUGUCCGAUGUGAUAAGAAGGGUCGCGAAUCAGUCACGAAGUUCGCAGGAACAAAUGAAGACGACAAGAAGCUGGUUAUUUGCUACACGUAGAAAAGGGCAAGAAAAAGACUCCAAGAAGAGUUCCUAGUCUGCUACUAUCCGCACAGCGGUGGCGAAAAAAAUGGUGGUGGCGAUGGUGGUUUGGCGAAGGACAGUGGGCGCGUCGGGGGCUGGCGAUUAUGCGGGUGCCCAGCGGCGCAGCCGGAGGGUGACGACGAUUAGGCGGGUGUGGCUGGGGAAGGCCGAAAGGCGAGUAGGGGGUGCGAAAUGAGAAGAAAACUCUAGAUAUGUGUUUGACACAACGGCCCGUCUCCAGUCGGGGGUUCCCAACCUCUGCCAUAUCGUACACCUUUCUUUUUUCACCUCCUUCAUCGUACACGACACCUCCGCAGAGAAAGAAGAGAAGAGAGUAGAAAUAUGGCGUUGUAAGGGUUUUUUUUUGCGAUGUUUGUGUGUGCUGUUUCUUUAUGAGUGUGUAUGUUGUAUAUGUGCGGAGUUCCGCGAGGGAUCCAUUGCCGACCAGACCAGAGUACGAGAGAUUAAUACAAGAGCCGAGGAGGACGAGAUUAGAACGCUCCAGGUAACGCGAGGACGGGAUGCGCAAACCCGCAGCGUUCGCGCUUCGCGAGUUCUGCCGGAGCGCUGUGGCGCUUGAGGUGUUUCCGAGAGUCGUCGCGGUCGUCGUCGUGGCCCGUCAAACCGUUCUGGGAGCUCGCAGGGCCAGCGGUACGGCGACGCAGAGCCGAAAGCAUGUCACGGGCGGUACGUGCCCGGGAGUUGAGAACCGAGAGGUUAGUCUCCGUCAGAUCAAUCGGCGAUGUCGUUGACGAACGAGGAACCACGGUCGUCGUGAUGCGCAGGUUGGGUGACUUCGGUGCGCCGGGCGACUUGGGCAUGGGCGCCGAGAUGGCGACAGGGUCCGUGGGUUUCGUGGGGCCAGAACGAACAGGCAUGCGCAGCCUGCCUACGCCGAUGGGCAACGGUUGACGCUGUCUAGGCUCCUGCGCAGGAGCGGUGACCACGAUCGGAGGAGGGCUUGGCUUGCGCUGCGGCGCGCUCGCACCGCUUUGCAAGAACGCAGGCAGGCGGCGGUUCGCCACGUCGUGCGCAGUUGUCGGCGCCGUAACGACGUGGCCGUGUGCACCAAGGCGUGCGGUGAUUUCCUCGAGGGAGGGGAUGGACCGCUGACGUCUGCUUCUAGGACUCGCGGGGUCCCUCGCGCGCGGCUUAUCGCGCGGCAUCUUUACGCCUUCUGGGAGGCGGAAAUCGACUUGCUCGACCCAUGGCUGGCGGACAAGGCCCGGGGCGUUGUUGUUCGCGAUCGAUUCGAAGAGGGACAACGGAGAGACGAGUCCAGGAGACGGGAGAGUGUAGUGGAAGAUGGCGGGAGACUCGGGAGGAGUCUUGGGCAACUCAGCAGCAGAAGGCGAAGGGGGUGCCUUGACCUUGGAGAGGAACAGUGCACGACGCUCCAGCUGCUUGCUCUUAUGAGCCUUAAGGGCGAUCUCCUUGCGAAGAUCAGUAGCCUUCUUCGCGCCAACCGACGCAUUCCGUUCCCGUGAUGCCGCCAGGAGGGCGUCAAAACGCUCUCGCGCGAGACCCUUGCCAGCCGGUGCAUCAUCCGGGCGGAGUGGGGACAGCUUUCCACCGCGACUGCCAGCCGACGGGGGCGGCGACAGCAGACUCGGCCUGUAUCCAUCGUCGUCCGCGAACUUGGGGCUCAGGCAUCCGAAGGGGGACUCGGGUUCUUCAGCAACCUCUACGUCGGGGGCGGGCGAUAUGCAAAUCUCCGGGACGGGGGAUUGGGGGUAGUCCAACAUGUUUGCUUCUGCGGUUUGAGGGAGCGUAGUGUAGGCGGCCAGCACCGGUGUAAUUGUGUGAUAAUUGCACAGGAGAUGUAGCUCGCCCGACAGAGAAAAGGGGGAAGGAGAAAUAAGAGAGAAAAAGAAACAGCGACACACGCACAACGCCCUAGGAACUAGAGAGAGAAGAGGAAAAGAGGAAAGCAGUGAGU
Messenger RNA from Punctularia strigosozonata HHB-11173 SS5, 3641 nucleotides. RefSeq lists its product as uncharacterized. The transcript has 12 exons. The coding region runs from base 98 to 1453 and encodes 451 amino acids. Gene Ontology annotation, cellular component: Ino80 complex. Lineage: Eukaryota; Fungi; Basidiomycota; Agaricomycetes; Corticiales; Punctulariaceae. The record is from RefSeq and is a predicted model, not a curated record.